This is a messenger RNA of Peromyscus maniculatus bairdii (prairie deer mouse), 1106 nucleotides long. Its product is annotated as phospholipid scramblase 1-like. Gene Ontology annotation, biological process: plasma membrane phospholipid scrambling. Gene Ontology annotation, cellular component: plasma membrane. Gene Ontology annotation, molecular function: phospholipid scramblase activity. NCBI's taxonomy places the organism in Eukaryota, Metazoa, Chordata, Mammalia, Rodentia, Cricetidae. The record is from RefSeq and is a predicted model, not a curated record.
GCUAAUUGUUGUAGCUACUAAGACCUGCCCAUCCUGGACUCUUCCUAAUAGCAACUUGAAAGGACUGGAAUGUGAGCCAGAAGAAGGUCCAAUCUUCUUUGCACUGAUGUCUAAGUAACAACCUAUUUGGCUCGCUCCUGUUUCGGGAACUUCUGGACAUCCUGGUGACUCAGGACCUCAGGCUGGCUGCCCAGUCCCACCACCCAUCUAUGCAGAUGAAGGUCCAGCUUUAUUAUCCAAAGUCAGCCAGAAUCUCACCAGCCAGGUGGACCUGCUGUGACCCCCAUGGAUUCCUACACCUCCUCUGAGUUACCACCUGGAUUGGAAUAUUUAAUUCAGGUAGAUCACAUUAUGAUUCAUCAGCAGUUUGAGGUUGUGGAAGCCAUUUUAGGUUUUGAAACUGUUAACAAAUACAAAAUCAAGGACAAGCUUGGUCAGAAAGUUUACUACGCAGUCGAAGAGUCCAAUUGCUGUGCACGCAAUUGCUGUGGGGACUGCAGGUCUUUCUCUAUGAGGAUUCUUGAUAACUCAGGUCAUGAAGUUAUACUUUUGAAGCGACCACUAAGAUGUAGUUCUUGUUUCUGUCCCUGCUGCCUCCAGAAGAUGGAAGUCCAAGCUCCUCCUGGUGUGACAAUAGGUUACGUUGUUCAGAACUGGCACCCAUGUGUUCCAAAGUUUACAGUUCAAAAUGAGAAGAAGCAGGAUGUUCUCAAAAUUGUCGGUCCAUGUAUCAUAUGCAGCCUUGGAGGAAACAUUGAUUUUAAGAUCAAGUCUCUUGAUGAAAAAAUUGUGGUUGGUAGGAUUUCCAAGCGCUGGUCUGGUUUUCUGAAGGAGUUACUGACAGAUGUGGACAAUUUUGGGAUCCAGUUCCCGAUAGACCUUGAUGUAAAGAUAAAGGCUGUGAUGCUUGGAGCUUGCUUCCUCAUAGACUUCAUGUUUUUUGAAAGCAGGCCAAAUCAGAAAUGAACACUAUUAUAUUCAUGAAUUGAUGAACGAGUCCUCAGAAUAUGUGAAGCUGGAACACUGAUUGAGAAUAAAAGGCAACAUAGUGAUUUCUUUCAUUGAAAUCACUCAUCUCUCCUUGAAUUAAACUAGGAUGUACAUAA